Molecule: messenger RNA, 2240 nt
Organism: Dunckerocampus dactyliophorus (ringed pipefish)
Lineage: Eukaryota; Metazoa; Chordata; Actinopteri; Syngnathiformes; Syngnathidae
Gene: bbc3
Product: BCL2 binding component 3
Exons: 4
Coding region: 210-737 (175 amino acids)
Source: RefSeq, a predicted model, not a curated record
AAUCAGUGAGGAGCAAGAUAAUAACGCGAGUUGCUAACAUGUCGUCUGGAUGUCCGUAGAUCGCUAGUGCCGCAUGGGUGGACUAAACUGGGAAUAACAAGCUUCGAAAGUGAGGAAAAAUCGUCGAAACAGUCCUAGCCGGAUCUUUGACAUGAAAUGACACUUUUGGUCGACCGCUUGACACUUUUUGGCACAUUGGAGCGCCUCUGAUGUCCGCCGGUCGUCGCCGCUGUUCAUCGGGAAGAAACACUGAGCAUUCAUCCCAACAAGCUCGCAGUAAGGUUCUUCCAGGUUGUACCACUGAGAUGGCGCGUGCCGAGACUAUGGAGGGCGUCUGUGCAGCUGCAGCAGGGGGUGCGAGCGGCCCUCUCCCCCCAUACCACCACAGCUCCUUCACUGCCUGGCCCAACACGCAGCACCCUCACAUACCGCCACUGCCUGCCAGCCUGCCGCGCCACCUGCUGCCUGGCCCCACGCCCCAGACUCCAUCGCCACCGCUCAGCACGGCGCAGUCGGACGAACGGCGGCAUCAGGUGGCGCUCCACAGACGCAGACCCCUACCGGACCUGCUGCCUCAGGACGAGCACGAGUCGGCGGAUCCGCUCCCGGCGACGUGGCUGGACGCUACCGCCGUGGGGGAGCAGCUGAGGACCAUCGGAGACGACUUUAACGCCUCAGUGCUGCAAGCGUAUUUACACUACUUUCUUAACCCCGCCCCCCUGCACUGGAUCGCGUGAGGACUUUGCAGCAGACGCUUUCCUCCCUCCCCAAAUUCACACACACACACACACACACACACACACACACACACGACGUCAUCUUUGUUCAUGUGCCUUGGAUUGUCUGAAGCUCACAUGCAUGUCUUGGCCCCACCCUCUCUACACUUAGCAAACCUGUCCGUCUGCUUGCAAACACACACACACACACACACACACACACACACACGGUACACUGACACACAUUGGACAUCACAUUUUUUUCUCCUCCUUCAGCAACAGCCUACUGACUGUGACAAUGUGUCCUCAGCACGCCGCCCCCCACUGGCAGUACUGGAGAGACUUCCUCCGAGGCUUCCUCAACCUGGUCCGCGCACUCGACAGGCUGGCAUAGCUCGCCGGUUGCCCAGUCGGGAGCACAUCACCAAUCUCCACUCGGCGUCUCUUUUCUGCUGGUUCAGACUGCAGCCGACGCGCGCCGCCUGUGGAUUUUUAUUUUUUUUUUGUCAACUGUGAAAGUGGACCCUUUUUGUUUGCGGUCCUUUUUCACCUGUGCGACUUGCAAAAAUGGUCCAAACUGGACGCUGGCGCUAACAGCUAGCCCGUUAUGUUCAUCUCAACAGGAGCACACCAACAGGAGGUGUCUUUGUUCAGCGGAGGAGCUGAAAGAAAUGUCCUUCCGCAUGAAAUUGUUUCAUUUCGUUGUACAACACGUGCCUUUGUGCUACAAACAGACACACACACACAUGUUUCCUGGAGUGUAAAUAUUCCUUUUCAAUCUGACAAAAUUGGCUUGUGGAAUAUUCAUCAACGUGUUUGGAGAUGAGAAAGAAAAAUAAAUCCAGUGGAUUUUUUUGGCGUGGUAUUGACUGAGGUGAAGCAACAAAACAUUGAACGUUGAUUUGAUUUCAUUCUCAACAAGUAUUUCAUGAUGUUCUCACAACAACGUCAAGUCAGUUAAGUGCGAUUGUUUUGUAGUUUGGAGCAAAAAGUUAAUUUAUUUUGGACGGUAGCGUAUUUGUAGCUUUUUUGUUUUGUUUUGUAUGUUUAAUUUAUUUGUUGUUGACAUUCCCGCUGUGCACGAUGGGCUGACGUGAGCCUCGCUGAUGCUUCAAUGAGCUGAAAAAUGGAUCUGCAUGUUUAAACACAAGACGAUUAGAUUCUAAAAUAAUCAUUCAUCAGGUCCGGGAAACUGCUGCAGGAUUUGGCACUCAAAACAAAAGCUUGAUGUUUGUCGGGUUCAAGUGCACUUUUACCUUGCUUUUCUGCUGACUUCCUUUUGUCCUUGUUUUUCAGCAGCAUGUUUACCGCGUCGUCUUGUUUUUCAAUGUUUGUGCAUCUGGGACUGACAUGACCACUUUGUGCGUUUUGCUGUUAGGUCACGCUAACGUGACGCAGACGCAGUGUUGUCACUUCCUGCUUGGUCUUCUUGCUAUCAUGCAGUUGUUGCUUUUUUUACUGUUGUAAAGUUUCUACUGGAAUUUUGUACUUUGUUCUUUUAUACAAUAAACUGAAUGAACUAAA